UGUCAUAAUGAAUAUCAUAAUAAGUCUUUUCAUAGUUUUUUUAACGCAUGCAAAUGUUAUAGUAGCAAUGGAAUUAAUAGAAUUGCACUGUAAUUUUUCAAAAUAUAUGUUUAAUUAUUUUAAGUAUGGUGAAAAAUAUUUAUAUCAAUUUGAAAAUACGAUUUCUGAACUUGAACUAAGAAAAUAUGGAUUAGCAAUCAAAUCUCACGAUGAAAUCAUAAUGAUCAUGUUAGAUGCGUUGCGGGAAUUAGAUGUGAACUACUGUGCAGAAGAUUUAAUAGCUAUAAAUUUAUACUUAAACAAUGUUUCGGGAUCUUUAAACAUGAUCGCUAAAAAUGAAAAUGGCCAAUUCAGUAGAUCUGAAAGCUCUAAGAAUUUACUUGAAGGCUAUAAAAUAAUUCAUCAAUCAAUUGUUGAACGAUUGCAAUACUUUGUUAGUAACCAAUGUUCAGAUGUAUCGCUUGAAAAUGAUUUCAUAUCAUAUACUGAUUUUAAUCUACCGUUUAGUUACAUGCCAGAUGAGUUGCUUAAUAUCUUGGGAAACCUAAAAAACCGAUUAUUUAUUGUUAUAAAAGAAUAUUUAUUAUGGUACGUUGUUAAAUUUGAUGAUAUAUUAAACAGUUACACUGAUAUUGUGAAACAUUUAGCAUUGUCUUUUCAAAGGGAAUCAUAUAAUUAUUUUAAUCCUAAAAAUUUCUUAUUUUAUGAUUUAAUGGAAACUCGAUCUAAUUUUUGCGAGCUAGAAUUAUCGUCAGGUUCUCAGGCAAAACAAAAAGCCAUGUAUGAUGAAAAAAAAAAUCUGAAAGAUGUAUUAGACAUGAUGAGAUAUAGUAAAAUUAAUGGUAAUAUUAGCAAGAAUUAUAAUAUAAAGUUGUUAGAUAUUUUCCGGUUUAUCAAGUAUGAUUUUAACCCGAAAAACAUGCAGGUAUAUCAUAAUUUAAUAAAUGCAGCAACAGUUCUUCCUGUUAUAUUGAUUAUACGAUAUUAUUUUUAUUUAGUACAUAACUACCUACCAAUUAAAAAAUUUCGCGACCCCAACUAUAUAAAUGACAUUAAAAUUAAAAUUAUUAAUUUAGGUGAAGAUAUCAUUGAAAAUUUUAAAUAUUUUUUGGAUUUGAAUUUAUUUAAAGAUCAACUUAAAAAAUGUUUAGACAGUUUUUAUGAUAAGAUAAACUUUAUAAUAUCAAUUUACAAAGAAAAAAAUAAUUUAGUUGCAACUAAUGAAUCAAAAAAAAUUGUACAAGUUUUAUAUAGGUGGACGAAGCAUAAUUAUUUCAGUGGUCAGUUUGAUAAACCAGUUAUAGUAAAUGAAGUUGAUGUUAAAAAAGCUUAUAAAUUAAUAGAUGAUCAUUUAGAUAAAAUUGUAUUAUACAUUAAAUCAUUGAAAACAUAUCGGCAUUAUUUUGAGAUUGUAAAUAGAUACAUUCCUAGAGCACAUAUAGAUUGGAAUACAUUUAAAACUAUUAUCAAACACAUUAUUCCAUUUGAACAACUAGGGUAUUAUAGAGAUAUUUAUCGUUCACUUUAUUUUCAUGGUGAUGAUACCAAUGAUGAUGUAAGCUAUUGCAAUCAAAACUCAAAUGAAGAAAAUGAUUGCGAUGAAGAACUUAGUGAUGAUAAUAAGGAUGUAGAAAUAAAAAAUCAAACAUUUAAAUCCCCUAUAUAUUUUGUAGAUUAUUUACUUUUUGCAUAAUAUAUUAUAUAUAUAUACAGAAUGUUCAGUAAGUAAGGAAACAGUUCAAUUAUUAUAAACAAUGAGAACAAUAUAAACCCAUUUUCAUUAUUUAUUGAACACUCUAUAAAAUAUUAUCUUUUCUUUCGAUUAAGACUUUGUUUAUUUCUAA
This is a messenger RNA of Daktulosphaira vitifoliae (grape phylloxera), 1844 nucleotides long. RefSeq lists its product as uncharacterized. The transcript is spliced from 2 exons. NCBI's taxonomy places the organism in Eukaryota, Metazoa, Arthropoda, Insecta, Hemiptera, Phylloxeridae. Bases 8 to 1693 code for a protein of 561 amino acids. The record is from RefSeq and is a predicted model, not a curated record.